CCAAAAUACACAGAUUAUUCUAAUGGGUAAUCUGUAAAAUUAGGGCAAACUGAUUUGUUCGAUUGCUCGUCUUCCAAUCGAAUCAGAAUCUCUAGCUUAAAACUAUCAUAAGCUCCUAACAAUUCUGUUUCUUUUGAGAUCGGUAAGGAUUACAGAGGCAUUUUGAGAUCGAACUUUAUAGAGGGAGGAGUGCAAGAUAAUGCAGACCCUUGGUGAUCAUAAGUUGCCCCACUUCUUUAAUUAUCCGCCCUACUUCACGUUGCAGCCUGUGAGAGAAACCCGAGAGAAGCAAAUACAACUCUGGAAAGAACUUAUUCUUGAUUAUUGUCGGACGCAAAAGAAAUUUGUAAUUAACGUGGAAGAAGACUUUCCUCUGUUCUCCAACCCUGCAAUAGAAAGAUCUCUGAAUCAUGAAGCAAGAGUAGCCUUCCUGUCAGCUUUAGUCCUGGAUGGACGUGCAGAAUGGAUGGACAAGAGUCAUAGGCAAUGUCUUAUCCUCUGGCAUCGAAUAAAAGAUUGGGCAGACAUUAUAUUACGCUUUGUCAAGGAGAAUGGCUUAGAGGAGAGUGUAAUGACAGUGGAGGAAAUACGUUCAGGGAUUGAAUCUCGUGGAACAGAAAUCCAUGGAAUGGACCGAACAGUUCUAAUGAGAGCACUUAAACUUCUGGAAAACAAGGGAAAGCUUGCAAUCUUCAAGGGAAGUUCAACAGACGAUGAAGGAGUAAAAUUUUCUGUCUAAUAAAAUAUUGAUAUGAUUUAUAGUUGCAUAGAGGAUUCUAUUUGUUUUGUUGGUAGAACACAAACUCAGAAGAUGCCAUUUGCAAGUGUUUAGAGGUGUUGAAAAUAAGCAGUCUUUUUGUUCA
Molecule: messenger RNA, 863 nt
Organism: Cynara cardunculus var. scolymus (artichoke)
Lineage: Eukaryota; Viridiplantae; Streptophyta; Magnoliopsida; Asterales; Asteraceae
Product: vacuolar protein sorting-associated protein 25-like
Exons: 7
Coding region: 200-739 (179 amino acids)
Biological process (GO): protein transport to vacuole involved in ubiquitin-dependent protein catabolic process via the multivesicular body sorting pathway
Cellular component (GO): ESCRT II complex
Molecular function (GO): structural molecule activity; protein homodimerization activity
Source: RefSeq, a predicted model, not a curated record